CCCUCAUGAAAUGUGAUGGUGUAUUUGAUUAUUCCGCACACCAUCAUUACACUGUAGUCUUGCAUAACAAUCAUGACAGCUAAACGGGUUUAAGACGCGUAGCAGACUCAAGAACUACUCUAUGUAAGAUGAACGCCGAGGACAAGUUGGAGGGCAUGCUGCUGAAGUGCAGCAGCGGUGGCAUAGACGGAGGAGGGCGAGUCGGGCUGGGCACCGGAGGAGGACUGGUGGUGAUGACCCUGGGGGAACGGUCGCUGGCAAACCACCCUCUGCUGGCCGAGGAUGACGACGACGAAGACGACGACGAGGACUUGACCGGGAGCUCGCUGGUCACGCACGACCUGGUCCCUCCAGAGCAGCUGAUGAUGCAGGAGGAGAUGACAAAGAACGGUAGAGGAGGAGAAGAGGAAGGAGGCGAGCUGAGCAUCAAGCAGGAACUGAAGCUGUCUGAGGCGGCGGUCCAGGCAAAGAAGGACAAAAAAGGAGUGAAGGACCUGAUGGUGUGUCCCAAGAAGAAAAAAAGGAAGCAGCGUUCACCAGCAAAGAUUCUCAACAUCAAUGAUGAUGGAUCAUUGGGUAUACAAAACCCCAAGUGUCACGUCUGUGCUCACUGUAAUGCUGCAUUCAGGACCAACUACCAUCUACAGAGGCAUGUCUUCAUUCACACUGGUGAGAAGCCAUUUCAGUGCAGCCAGUGUGAUAUGCGCUUCAUUCAGAAAUAUCUCCUUCAGAGACAUGAGAAGAUCCACACUGGUGAAAAGCCUUUUCGCUGUGAUGAGUGUGGGAUGAGGUUCAUCCAGAAGUACCACAUGGAGAGACACAAGAGAACUCACAGUGGAGAGAAGCCCUACCAAUGUGACUACUGUCACCAGUACUUCUCCAGAACAGACCGGGUUUUAAAGCACAGAAGAAUGUGUCACGAGAACAGAGAGAGAAAGACCAGCAAAGCAGCUGGUAAAGUUGGGCCUUUGCGUGAAGCAGAUUCUUUGGGCCUCCCCUUUCUUGCCAAAGAGUGUUCACUGCCCAAGAAGAAGCGUCAGAAGUGUGCCGACAAGAGUUCGGGCUCUUCCACCGCUGUCCAGACAGAUGGGCACACUGCCGCUGUUGUUGAAACGGAGGAGAAGGAGGAGCAGAGACAAAAUAAAAUUGAAGGUCUACCUCUCUACGCUGUGUCCUCCAAAGUCAAACACGAGUACGUGAUUGCAGAUUAUUCUGUGGAGCUCCCUGAAGAAACGGCUAGCCAACACCAAGAGGGAGAUGUGUCAUCAGGAGAGACGACUCCUCCCAAACUAGUCCUGAAAAAAGUCCCCAAGAGGAGUCUUAAACAGUCCAGUGAACAAACACCCCCCUGCCUGUCCACUUUGUCUUCCUUUGAAGAAAAUACAAAGGUCACGCAGUACACCUUUGAAAUCGUGGACAAGCAAGGCCUUUUAGAAGUAGAAAGCAACACUGAACUCGAGUCAGUUGAAACUCUUCAAGGAGGACCAACAAAGCCAGCAGCUAGCAGCACAAACUAUGACGACGCCAUGCAGUUUCUCAAGAAAAAGCGUUACCUCCAGGCUGCAAUGGCCAACAACAGUCGGGAUUACGGCCUGAACACGAGCAGCAUUUCUUCUCAGCCGCCUGUUACACAAACUGUGGUGUCUGCCGUCAUUGACGAGACAGUGCCCGCCACCAUCCUGGAGCCCCAGCCCCUCAACACAGAGAUUAAAGCAACACAUGACAAGAGUGUGUUGCCCGAUGAGGUUCUUCAGACGCUGUUGGACCAUUACUCCCACAAAGCCAACGGGCAAUCAGACAUUUCCUUCAGCGUGGCUGAUACAGAGGUGACGUCAAGCAUAUCCAUUAAUUCCUCUGAUGUUUCAGACAGCAGCCCUGUGGAGAGUCUCGGAGCCUCCAGUGCCCAGGCUCAGCCAGCCACAGAGAAGGUCAGCCUCUUGCAAGAAUACUCCAAGUUUCUCCAGCAAGCAUUGGAGAGGACCAGCCAGAACGACAGCUACCUGACCAGCCAGAGCCUCAGCUUGGUCUCCGAAAACCCCACCUUAGCUGGACAACCUCUAUUCUCCACCGAGAAACAGUUUCCUUCCCCCAGCAGGUUCAAAUCAGGGAUGAGCUCCCCGCUAAGGUCCACUUUAGAGAAACCUCACUUUGGAUUACUGGUCGGGGACUCCCAGCACUCAUUUUCAUUUUCAGGUGAUGAGACCACCCCUCCCUCCGCUGUGUCCCCAGCCGAGGAGGACUUUCUGGAGCAGGUCUCGCCCUCCAAAAAGACAGAUUCUUCACAAGGCAUACUGCAGACUUUUCAAAUAAGCUCCUUCGAUCAGAACUUCAAAUCUCAUUUCCAGACGUCAAGAUCUGGAUCCUCCUCACAGUUUACGGUUGCCAAUGGACAAUUAAGUCUUCGAGGACACAGCACAGACUUCUCAGAGUUCCCCUUAGUCAGAGUCACUGAGACCAGGUCUCAACUGAACUCCUCCCCUGAUGUUUCAUCCAGUGAAACCUUUGGCUGAAGGGACAGCUGAAGAAUUCAUUUCUGUUCAUAAUUUCAGCGGCACUUUAUCUCAUGUCUCUUGAUUUGCCAAAAUGAGUCCCAUUGCAACUGUGUGCUCUUUUUCAAACCAUGUUAUGAUCAUAUUAAUGUUUUUUUUUUUGUUGAGUGUAACCUCAAAGAAUGGAAAUACUGAAAAAUGAUAAAUCAGAAUUAGCACUUCCCCUUAAAAAAAAAAAAAAAAGAUAAUUGUACAUGGGUAUAUUUCUUGCUCCAGAAUGUACAUUGAGAGAUUAAGUGACCAAAGGGUAAUGCAAGAGAUAGACUGAAAUUUAUUCUCUCAUACCAUUGCCACAGUGUUUAUGUCUAAUGUUUUGUCAAUCAGUUUGCCUUGCUCAAAAAAGAUAAAGUCACUCUUGCUGCAGAAUGCAAUAUUUCCACUCAUUAAAACAUAGGCCCUAUUUAUAUAUGCCUUUUUGCUCUUGCUGUAGCUACCUCCCCUCGCUGUUCAGCUGUAUAGCUAUAUUUAAGUCCACUCCUAGAACCUUGUUAUUCCAGCUGCGUAACUCCUGUUAAAUUGUCUACUGAAAUGACACCAUGAUUAGAUCAUAACUGAUCCUUCACUUUAUGUUGAAGUCACUUUACUGCUACCCAAGAUGGGUGUGUCCACUUGCUAUAUGUAUUGAAUGCUAAGGAAAGAUUUAACUGAUUGUAUUCAUCUGGCGUGGAAUCCAGAUUAUUCUCCAUGUACACAUUGGACCUACUUUGGUCAGUGUUAUGGCCAAAAAGUAGAAAUUGUAGUUCUGAUUGAAAAAUUCAAAUUCCCCACCCCUGCCUAAUAAUGUAGGUAUCAGCUCGCUGCAUUCAUGUAAUGGUUGCCGCGUCAUUUAUCCAUUGUCCCUCAGCAGUAGAAAUGAGUUGUAAUGAAAUUACUGAAGAAGAUUGUGCUUAAUGUUUGCACAACUUGCACAAUUUUCACUACAGGGAAUGUAGUAUGAACUUUCAGAUUUGUGUUAUUUGAAAUUAUUCAGUCACUUAAAGUAAAUACUUAACCUGCAAAAUGAGCAUUUGUCUAUCAGUUUGUCACCUAAUGUUGAAUCUGUGAAGAAAACUUGUCUAACGUGGCUCCACAGUGAGCGGAAAAUCCAAAAAGGCAAAUGUUUACUAAUUUGAAGUAAACAGGGUCCGCAUUUAAUAGCAAAACUAUCAAAACACACAACUCCUGCAGUAUAAUCCAAGUCUCAUUUAUCCAGAUAAAUGCUCAGCACUUCCAAAACACAUGUGUUUUCGCCAAAACAUUACAAUUUAAACAUGACAAACAGUUUCAUGCAUGUCAAAGUAGCACACCUAGGCACACACACAUGCAUUUGAACUUAAGCAGAGGUCAUACACAUGCAUAGGCGGAAGUGCUGAGCAUACGACUGGAUAAAUCAGACUUGGAUCAUACUUGCACACAUUAUGUGAGAGUUUGUAAAGGGCUGUUUUGGUAUAGUUUCAAACGCAGAACCCUUUUACUCCAAUUCAUGAAGGUUUGCCUUUUUUGGAUUCUCCAUUCAACAUAGGGGCAUGCAAGAAAAACGAAGGUCUCUUCAUGAAUUCAAACAUUUUGAGAGUAACUGAUGAUACAGAUGAUCAUUAUGUGGGUGAAGUAUUUCUUUAUUAAUGUAGCUCUUGUAGCUGCAGUUUUAUAGUGCUUUGUUCUUCUUGGAAGAUGCACAGGUUUUGGGUAAACAACAAUGUGAUUAGAGCCCCUCUUAUUGAUUGAAACUCAAAGUUUUAUUAGGGCUUAUGAAAGACAAUGCACACAGAAAUGAGGUGCUUCUGUUUCCAGUUUUAUUAGUUUUGCAUCUGUGCCUUUCUUUUUUGUUUUUAUUCCAGGCUUUCCUUUACUCAUUCCUAUAUAUGUGUAUUUCUGUUUUUUCGUAGUCAGUCAGUGCUCUAAGGCUACUAAUUUCACUUGCACAAUAACAACAAACACAUAAGCUAUCAACCUGUUCAGUCUGUAAAGGUUGAGAUCUGGGAGCUUUAUUUAAUUUUGCUCAUCAUAUUGUAGAAUUUUAGGAAGAAAUAGCACCAAGUUUCGUUCUCAGACUUUUAUCUGCGGACGAAACGAAAUAGCGUUUUCAUUGACUGUGCUGCAGUAUGUGUAUAUGAGUACAAAAUCAUGUUUCAGAUAUUUGUAGUUUUGAUCACCUGUUUGCUAGAAUUCAGUCGUGAGCCGCGUCUGUCCAGGCCUUGUUGAAAAAAUGUGACCGAGUGAGGUGUCAUCUGUACUUCAUCACACUGUCAUUUUCCAUGUGUACAUGUACGCGUGAUGUCUUAGGUGCUAUUGUGUUAAACACUGUUUUUAUAGGCGCCAUCAAAUUAGGGUCGAAAAAUUGAUGUUGAGCUCCCUCUUGUUAUAAUUUUAUGGACAAUCAGGAACAGACGGCACCCACAUUAAUCAUCAAAUGCUUUAUUUUUUUUCUCUUUGAACAUUCCCACUAGAAUGUAUAGAAGAUAUCCUGCUGUAAAUACAUUGUAUAUUUUUAUGUUCUGAGAAGUACUGUUAGAUCUCGGUGUCAAUAGAGAGACAAGGCUUGUGCAAGAGACACUUCUUGUCAGCGGAAGGCACAUUAAUUUGUUUUUUUUUUUCCUCCAGCAUUUAUUACAUUCAACAAUGAAUCCGUUUCACUUGCUGACAAGAUGUGGCUUUCUGAGGUUUGUAUAUAUCUAACCACUUUUAUCAGAAGAAAAUUUACACUUUUUUUUGUUUUGUUUUACAGUUUUAUUGAUGACUGGUUAAAGUGAAUUUCCAUUAUGUUUUGUAAGUUAAUUCCUCUGAUUGUGCAUUAUGAUGGGAUUUACUGUACACAGAUGUUGGUAGUAAGAAGCCCCCACCUCCAGAAAAUGUUCUUUGUUCUUCUGCUUUUCACUUUGAAGUAAUACUGCAUCUGAAAUCAGUCUUUUAAGCAUCAAGAAUUUAAGCUCAGCAGCUGUGGUCAGCUUGAAUUCAUGUCUUUGGGUGGAGUACAGCUCAAAAGUGUUGUGGCUGAAAUAUUUCACUUGCUGCCCAUUUCAAUUUAAGCAAUUAUUGAAAGCACAGUACAGAUGAGUAGUUCUGCAUCAGUGAAAUGUGUUCUAUGAGUUGUUUAUGGAGACAUUUAAAUUCAGUUAAGCAAUUUGAGAUGCAGAACUGAUGGAGAUUCAUGAAUAAUAUCAGCAGUACUAUGGGUUUUUUUCCUUUUUAAAUAACUAUUGUCAGUAACCUGGCCAUAAGUGUCCUUGUAUAAGCUAGAGAAAAAAAAACGUUUUGUGUAAAAAGAUACGAAUUAUUGAAUUUUUUGAUAAAAACUAUUUUUGAAACAUGUCAUUUAAGGCACUGAUAUGUACAGUAUAUCAUAUGCAGUCACUAUUGCUACCCUCAUUUAUCUCUGUACAAGUCGUUUGUGUCAAGAUCUUUCAAUUGCCGGCGGGAAUCUCCCUCUCUGACCUUCGGCGUUUUCAUACUUUUAAAAAGGACUUGACGAGGAAGCGGCGCAGCUUCGCUGUAAGGUUGAUCUUAAGUUAGACAGUAAGGUUUAUUUGCAUGGUCUCUGACUUGUUGGGUCGAGUGAACUUGUUUUAUGAAUAAUGUGCAGCUUUAAUUGUAGCUGAUUAAUUUCAGUCAAGUAACCCAUAUGAUUAGAGUUUUGCAAUAUACUAUGAUUUGUAAACAAUCUGAUUCAAUUGUUGUUUUGAUUGUUGUGUGUCAUGUCCUUAUAAAUAAAUAAUUCACAGUA
Messenger RNA from Epinephelus lanceolatus (giant grouper), 6249 nucleotides. RefSeq names its product zinc finger protein 148 (gene znf148). The record is from RefSeq and is a predicted model, not a curated record. Gene Ontology annotation, biological process: regulation of transcription by RNA polymerase II. Gene Ontology annotation, molecular function: RNA polymerase II cis-regulatory region sequence-specific DNA binding; DNA-binding transcription factor activity, RNA polymerase II-specific. Lineage: Eukaryota; Metazoa; Chordata; Actinopteri; Perciformes; Serranidae.